UCGACCAUGACACAACAGUGACCGCAAACCUCCCCUUAGUUUUAGUUUUAGUUUUGGAAAAUAGGAGAUCCAUGCGCAUCGGCUUAAGAUUCAUCGGCCAUAAAGCUGGUGGUUGUGGUUACACUUGCCGGGCGCUCCUUCCGAAGUCACCCAGCUCUCGUGCCCAGCUCCGCGUUAUUUUCGUCCCUCGUGAGCCGACCGGCACUCCCACUACCCAAACACGCACCAUUACCCAAUCAGCUCCAGUAGCGCUAGCUUGUCCCCGGCCCAGCAUUGCCAGACUGAGCGCAGACGACGUCGUCAGAAUGGCUUCGAAUGGUAUUAAAGCUACCGAGGACCCCGUCAUUCGAACAGCAAGCCCAGCUCCUUUGGCCCAAGACUUUGCCCGUCAACAGGUGUCAAAACAACAGCGUUCCAAUUUCCACUCGUCUUCCAUCUCUCCACUCAUAUCCAACACCAUGGUUUCUCAAAGCGUCAACAAGACCAACCUCCAUCCUUCCGGCGUUGCGCCGAACAAGGAACACACGGAGAUUGAAGAAGCUCUCCACGACAAGGCACACAUCGACUAUGACCGUGUAGCCAUUAUCGCCAACCCUUCAGUCGCUGCCCUCUACGAAGAUGCGCUCGUAUAUGAGACUGGUUCAGCCAUCACAGCUUCAGGUGCCCUCUCAGCAUACUCAGGAGCGAAGACUGGCCGCUCACCCUCGGAUAAGCGCAUCGUCGAGGAAGACACGUCAAAAGACGAUGUCUGGUGGGGCCCAGUCAACAAGCCGAUGAAGACCGACGUCUGGCGUAUCAACCGUGAGCGUGCUAUCGACUACCUCAACACCAGGAACCGCAUCUACGUCGUCGAUGGCUUUGCCGGCUGGGAUGAGCGCUACAGGAUACGCGUACGAGUCGUCUGCGCUCGUGCCUACCAUGCUCUCUUCAUGCGCAACAUGUUGAUCCGUCCUUCAAGAGAAGAACUGGAACACUUCGAGCCUGACUACACUAUCUACAAUGCUGGUGCUUUCCCUGCCAACAGGUACACGAGUGGUAUGACCUCGUCAACGUCCGUUGCCCUUAACUUUGCCGACAAGGAGAUGGUUAUCCUCGGUACCGAAUACGCUGGUGAGAUGAAGAAGGGCAUUUUCACUGUGCUCUACUACGAGAUGCCCGUCAAGCACAACGUCCUCACUCUGCAUUCGUCAGCGAACGAGGGUAUCGAGAACAAGGAUGUUACUGUUUUCUUCGGUCUUUCCGGAACCGGCAAGACCACUUUGUCUGCCGACCCCAAGCGUGCCUUGAUCGGUGACGACGAGCAUUGCUGGAGUGACACUGGUGUCUUCAACAUUGAGGGUGGCUGCUAUGCCAAGUGCAUUGGUCUCUCUGCUGAGAAGGAGCCAGACAUUUACGGCGCCAUCCGCUUCGGAUCCAUCCUCGAGAACGUCGUUUUUGACCCUACAACCCGUGUUGUUGAUUACGACGAUGACACCCUGACCGAGAACACUCGCUGCGCCUACCCCAUCGAGUACAUUGAGAACACCAAGAUCCCCUGCAUCUCAGACGGCCACCCCAAGAACAUUGUCCUCCUUACCUGCGACGCUCGCGGUGUCCUUCCUCCUAUCUCCAAGCUCAGCCCCGAGCAAACCAUGUACCACUUUAUCUCUGGUUACACCUCCAAGAUGGCCGGUACCGAGCAGGGUAUCACCGAGCCCCAAGCUACCUUCUCCUCUUGCUUCGCUCAACCCUUCCUCGCCCUGCACCCAAUGCGCUACGCCAAGAUGCUUGCGGAGAAGAUUCAGCAACACGGCGCCAACGCCUGGCUCCUCAACACCGGCUGGGUCGGUGCCGGUGCCACCACAGGCGGCAAGCGUUGCCCUCUCAAGUACACCCGUGCUAUCCUCGACGCCAUUCACUCCGGCGAGCUCGCCAACGUCGAAUACGAAACCUACGAAACCUUCGGUCUCUCCGUCCCCAAGACCUGCCCCAACGUCCCUGACGAGCUGCUCAACCCCGCCAAGUCAUGGAACGGUACCGCCGACUUCAAGGGCGAAGUCGAGAAGCUCGGCAAGCUCUUCAUGGAGAACUUCAAGAAGUACGAAGACCAGGCCACCAAGGAGGUUAUCGAGAGUGGUCCACACGUAUGCUGCUGCCCCAAGCACUAGAUGGUUGAUUUCAGUUCCGACAUAUCUUUCUUACUUUUUUGACAGACUGACUAGCGGUUUUCCUUUACUAUCUCGCGGUCGAGCGAUCACUCCAAUCGACGUCAGCGGCUAUUCCUUUCACCACUUGGUUAUGGGCAAAAAAGCCCAUGGAUGGAUGCAGGAUAUG
This is a messenger RNA of Alternaria alternata, 2313 nucleotides long. RefSeq lists its product as hypothetical. The transcript has 6 exons. Gene Ontology annotation, cellular component: cytosol. Gene Ontology annotation, molecular function: phosphoenolpyruvate carboxykinase (ATP) activity; ATP binding. Bases 306 to 2147 code for a protein of 613 amino acids. Gene Ontology annotation, biological process: gluconeogenesis. NCBI's taxonomy places the organism in Eukaryota, Fungi, Ascomycota, Dothideomycetes, Pleosporales, Pleosporaceae. The record is from RefSeq and is a predicted model, not a curated record.